Messenger RNA from Gilbertella persicaria, 468 nucleotides. RefSeq lists its product as uncharacterized. The transcript is spliced from 2 exons. NCBI's taxonomy places the organism in Eukaryota, Fungi, Mucoromycota, Mucoromycetes, Mucorales, Choanephoraceae. The record is from RefSeq and is a predicted model, not a curated record. Bases 123 to 389 code for a protein of 88 amino acids.
CUGUCGUUACUAUGGAUCAUGGUGUCAAAUACGGAUUAAAGUUUUAUGAAAACAUAACCUUAAUCAAGUCAAAAUAUACCUUUUUUAUUCGUGAAAGUCUUAUACUCGCAUAUAUACAGUGAAUGUUAAUAAGCUUAGUAAAAAAGAAAAAAAAAACUUGGCGCAGUACGACACAAACAAUAUAUUUUGAUUGCACUUAUUCGUAUAUGCAUGAGUCGGACGAUGGUAUACUAAGUUCUCAUUUUUUCUUGGGUUUGUUUUGUUUAAUGUAUAUUGGAUGGAAAACAAAAGAAAAAGCAUUUUAUUUCUCAAUGUUUCACUAUUUGACAAGUCUACAUGUUGUAUUGAAUGCUUUAUAUAGACAGGUCAAGCUAUCUUCUCUCUUGUGACUCGAAACACAAUUUUUUAAUGAAGUUUGUGGCUCUAGGCUUUUAUCAGAUUUAACCGAACUCGUAAUUAGUGCUACAC